GGUGUUUCACCACUUAGAUUUCUUCCUGAACAGUUCCAAUAAAUCUCACUUCUUCCCCAACCUAAUCUGAUCCUUAAUUCUCUCAUAUUCUCCUCUGCAAGACCCAAUUUUUUUUUAUAACAGAAAUCUUCACAAACCUUUUCUCACUUCAUCAAUGGCGGCCAUCACAAACUUCUUACCAAGAGUAACACCUUCUUCACUCUCCACACUCCACAAAACAACCACUUCAUCCAACUCCCUAUUUCCAAUUUUACCCUUCUCCUCCCUUAAACCCAAACCCCAAACCACAAAACUAAUUCCCUCGACUCACCACCGUUCCAACUUCGCCGUUGCCAAGGCCACAGCCGCUCCCGGCACAAAGAAAAAACCCUUAAACGACGAAAAGGUACAAAAAGUCCACAGCAUCGAGGAAUUCGACGAAGCCCUCAGGGCGGCGAAGAACAAGCUCGUGGUGGUGGAAUUCGCCGCCAGCCACAGCCCACAGAGCAGCAACAUCUACCCUUUCAUGGUCGAUCUGAGCCGGACCUGUAGCGACGUCGUUUUCAUCCUCGUAAUGGGAGACGAAUCGGAUAAGACGAAGGAGCUCUGCGAGAGAGAGAAGAUCGAUAAGGUUCCUCACUUCACUUUCUACAAGAGCAUGGAGAAGAUCCACGAGGAAGAAGCAAUCGGUCCCGAUAUGUUGGUGGGAGACGUGCUAUACUACGGUGACAACCACUCGGCUGUGGUGCAGCUGCACUGCCGUGCUGACGUGGAGAAGAUAAUCGACGACCAUAAGAUCGAUAAGAAGCUGAUCGUGCUUGAUGUGGGGCUGAAGCAUUGUGGACCGUGCGUUAAGGUGUAUCCGACGGUUGUUAAGCUGUCUAAGCAGAUGGCUGACAGUGUCGUUUUUGCUAGAAUGAAUGGGGACGAAAACGACAGCUGUAUGCAGUUCUUGAAGGAUAUGGAUGUCGUUGAGGUCCCUACUUUCUUGUUUAUAAGAGAUGGUGAGAUUUGUGGGAGGUAUGUUGGGUCUGGUAAAGGAGAGCUUAUUGGUGAGAUUCUUAGAUACCAAGGAGUUCGUGUCACUUAUUAAAACAAAACAAAAAAAUAUCAUUAUAUUAUAUAAAUAUCUAUAUAUAUAUAUAAUGUUUAUUAAUUAGCUGAAGAAACUUCAAGAAAUCAAUCGAGUUGAUGAAUUUUUAUUUUUUAUGAAAUUUCCUUUAAAAGGAUCAGACGGGUCUAAUUAAUUUGCUGUACUAUCUGGAAUGAUUGAUAUUUAUAACUCAUACAUGAGAUUAUUAGUUUA
Humulus lupulus (European hop) is the source of this 1285-nucleotide messenger RNA. Its product is annotated as thioredoxin-like protein CDSP32, chloroplastic. The transcript has a single exon. Gene Ontology annotation, molecular function: oxidoreductase activity, acting on a sulfur group of donors, disulfide as acceptor. The coding region runs from base 155 to 1072 and encodes 305 amino acids. Lineage: Eukaryota; Viridiplantae; Streptophyta; Magnoliopsida; Rosales; Cannabaceae. The record is from RefSeq and is a predicted model, not a curated record.